GCUGUUGUUCAAAUCCUCUUCUUUACAUCACUAGCAAAUGUUUCAUUUCUUUUUUAUGUAUUUUAUCAAAUUUCAAAGAAAUUUGUUUAUUGAACUACACUUACGCUACGUAUUUGUUCCUUUCAAACUUACUCCGAUCCUCCUACUUACCUCUGACGGUUAACCUAACUGCUAACUGUUGUAGUACUGGUCUGUUGUGUUAUUUUUCUGCUAACCUCAAGUCUUCCACAAAGAUAUGUCACUGCAAGGGCCUUUCAUUUCACUUCGUUUUAGAUAUGAUCAAGGAAUUAAUACACCAGAUUAAACCAAGUUUUUUCCAACUUUUAAAAUGGCUCCAACUUCGACUACUCCAUCUGGGGCAACAGACCCUCAAACUCAAAUGAAUACCUAUAGAUCUUUUGUAACUAUGCUGGGUGACCCCAAAGCAAAAGAAGAAAUUAAAUUAAAGGCUGCUCAAGAGCUAAGUGAAAAUUUUGAGGUAAUAAUUUCUUCAUCACAAUAUUCAACAUUUUUGGACCACACUCUUCCAAUAUUCAUAAAAAUUCUCCAAGAAGGAGAGCCGCAUUUCAUUGCUGAGUACAAUGUUCAGCAAAUUCGGAAGCUUCUGCUUGAGAUGAUUCAUCGUUUGCCAACAAGUGACCAUCAGCGUGAGCAUUUGCGCCCUCAUCUUGAAUCUAUAAUCAAAUUGAUGUUGGAUCUUAUGAGAGUAGAUAAUGAAGAAAAUGUUUUGGUUUGUCUACGAAUAAUAAUUGAACUACAUAAACAGUUCAGACCACAAUUCAACCCUGAGAUUCAGCGGUUUUUGAACUUUGUUAAGAAUAUCUACAAACUAUUGCCUACCCAUCUGAAUAAAAUAUUUGAGGCUCGGCCCCCUAUGCGAGUAAAAGAUAUUAAUGAAAUAAACCUUCUAAAUCUGCUUGCUGAAACAUUUACUGCCACCACAAUUCAAAGUGAAAAAAAAUCUCAAGACGGAUCAGUCAUAUCAUACAAUUUAAUACCAAAGGCUAUUCUUUCUCUUAAAGUUCUUCAAGAGCUACCUAUUAUUGUUGUAAUCAUGUAUCAAUUAUACAAGCAAAAUGUUCAUCAAGAUGUAGCAGAAUUCAUUCCACUUAUAAUGCGGACUAUAACUCUUCAGCCUUCUCCCCAAGUCAGGGAGAGCCCAACUUUCAAUAAAGAAGUUUUUGUUGACUUCAUGGGAGCUCAAAUCAAAACAUUGUCAUUUCUAGCUUAUAUGGCUCGUAUUUAUCAGGGUGAAGUUACAAGGGAAGCACCCCUGUUAGUUAAAGGCAUGUUAGGUCUGCUUUCUCACUGCCCCAUGGAAGUGGCAUACCUUAGAAGAGAUCUUCUUAUAGCUGCACGUCACAUCUUAAACACUGACCUACGUCUAGAAUUUGUACAUGUCAUGGAAAAGCUGUAUGAUGAAAAUAUUCUACUUGGGAAAGGUUGGACCACAUAUGAAUCACUUCGUCCAUUGGCCAACAGUGUCCUUGCUGAUGUAGUUCAUCAUGUGCGGCAACGUUUGUCAUUGGUUGACCUAGCUAAGGCAGUUCAUAUUUUUUCCAUGAAUGUUCACGAUGAAACACUUCCUGUUUCAAUCCAAACCAUGUCGUGCAAACUUUUAUUGAAUUUGGUUGACUGUAUUCGCCUCCGGGGCGACUCAGAUAGUCAAAGUGCCACAUCUCGUGAACUUCUCAUGCGAAUGCUAGAGGUUUUUGUUCUAAAAUUCAAAACUAUUGCUAAGCAGCAGCUGCCUGUUCUAGUUCGGAAUAAUACUAUGGCUGUUAAAGCCAAUGCUCCUCAAAGCUCACAAGGUACCUUAGGAGCAGUUGCAAAUUCUGGAGUGCAAGCACCUGGUACUCCUACUCGCCCUCCAGCACCCUCUACACCAGGGACUCCCACUGCCUCAACACCUUGUGUUGAUGUGAAGCCUGUGAUACAUCCAUUGCUUAAUUUAGCAGAUGGGGCUCGUCUGAACAUUAAACCUGAUCCAGAUAAAGACAAAACCAAGUUUGGCUUUCCAGUAUCACAGGCCAGCUCAUAUACAGUAGCAGAUUGCCGUAGUUUGGUCAAAACAUUGGUUGGAGGAGUGAAAACAGUAACCUGUGGUUGUGCUGUUUUAAGGUCCACCCAAGUGGGUGUUGCGGUGGAGGGAAAUGCUCCUCGCCCAUUUUUGCCAUUUCAACCCAAGGAAACUCUUCUUUUCAUUCGACUUGUAAAAUGGGCAUUACAAGCACUUGAUGUAUAUACACUUCCAUUAGCACCAGGCAUGGCUGCUGUUCCUGUUGGUGUUCAGAGACCUAUCAAUUUACCUAAUGUCCGUACAAAAGAAGAAAAGGAAGUCCUGGAGCAUUUUGCUGGUGUUUUUUCUAUGAUGCAUCCUCAGACAUUCCAGGAGAUUUUCUCAAAUACUAUUGACUACAUGGUUGAUAGAAUAUAUAAUAAUUUUGCCCUGCAAAUUAUUGGGAAUUCUUUCCUUGCUAAUCCAACAACAUCACCAAUAUUUGCCACCGUGCUUGUUGAAUACCUUUUGCAGCACAUGGCUGAGAUGGGCAGCACCGUUGAAAGAUCCAGUCUAUACCUGAGACUUUUUAAACUUGUCUUUGGUUCAGUUUCACUCUUCCCAGCUCAGAAUGAACACAUGCUGAAGCCACAUCUUCACCAAAUUGUGAACCGGUCAAUGGAGUUAGCAAUGACAGCUAAAGACCCUUACAACUAUUUUUUGCUAUUGAGAGCUUUGUUCCGAUCCAUUGGUGGAGGAAGUCAUGACCUACUCUAUCAAGAAUUCCUUCCAUUAUUGCCAGAUCUUCUCCAGGGUUUGAACUCACUGCAAUCUUCUCAUCACAAACAGCAUAUGAAAGAUCUGUUUGUUGAGCUCUGUCUAACCGUCCCAGUUCGACUAAGUUCGUUGUUACCAUACUUACCCAAGUUAAUGGACCCUUUGGUUUCUGCAUUGAAUGGAUCUCCAACAUUAAUUAGUCAGGGAUUGCGCACAUUGGAGCUUUGUGUAGAUAAUUUACAACCAGAUUUUUUGUAUGAACACAUACAACCUGUGCGAGCAGAUUUGAUGCAAGCUCUGUGGAGGACUGUAAGGAACCCUACUGACAAUGUUGCAAAUGUAGCCUUCAGAGUUUUGGGGAAAUUUGGUGGAGGAAAUAGGAAAAUGAUGACUGAACCACAGAAACUUGAAUUCAGUACAAGGGAUUCUCCAGGACCAGCUAUUGUAGCCACCUUCCCUGAGUACAGUAAACAUGUUGAAAUUCCUGUAGAAAAGGUUAUUGAAUCUGCUCUAGGAGCACUAAAACACUCCAAUACUGACUCAUUUUAUCGAAGACUUUCAUGGGAUGUAAUCCGCUGCUUUUUAGUAGCCAGUCUCCAUGUUGAUGAUGAUAUGAGGUCAAUGCAGCAGCUGUUUUCCCAUCAAGGGUUUACUGACAGGCCCAUAAUAACCAAUCAGGGUCCACCAUACAAAAUGGCUGAUCAGCAGACACGUCAGAUUUAUCAGACUGCCCUUACAGGAAUGUUUGUAGCUGCAGCAAUAAAAGAAUUAAGGAAGGACGUCUUGCCUACUAUGGUUUCCCUUGUGCGACAUUGUACUAUGGUAUCCAUUGCUCAAACGGCAGGUCCCUCUGGAACUCCUGAGGGAGGACCAGGGAUUUCUAAUCCAAAUGGCUGGGGUAGAGAAGGAAUGGAUGCAAUGGUGCUUUUGGAUGCUCUUGCUGUAAUUAUGGGCCAUGAAGAAAAGGAAUUGUGCAAGCCAGGCCGUUUAGCUUUAGUCCUAAUUUUACAAACAGCUAUAAAUAUUUUAGGCUCAAAAGAACGGGCUUGCCGUCUCCCUAUGAUGGAGUAUUUAGCGGAACGUAUGUGUUCCCUUUGUUAUGACCGAGCGUGGUAUGCCAAGUUAGGUGGGUGCAUAGCAAUUAAAUUUCUUGUGGAGAGAAUGGCCCUUCGAUGGGUUUUUGAGCAUCUUUUCCAGUUUGUGAAGGCUCAACUCUUUGUCAUGAUGGACCUUACAGGGGAGGUUUCAACUGGAGCAAUUGAUAUGGCAAAGUCCAACCUUGAAAAGAUGUUGGCACAGUGCGCUAAACCAGUCGAGUCUGAUGGAACAAAUGAUGAAUUAAUCAAUGCCCAGCGUAAAAGUGUUUUGGAGGUGACUUACGAACUUGUUCGCCAAGUCACAAGCCCCACUGAUUCUCUACGUGAACAGAGUAUGACAUUACUAAAAAUCUUAGCUGAAGCUCAAGGGAAAACUGUCGUUGAAGUAAUGGAACCUCACAAGGAUGUUCUUGCUGAUAUGAUUCCACCCAAAAAACAUCUCUUAAGGCAUCAAGCAGCCAAUGCACAAGUGGGCCUCAUGGAAGGAAACACGUUCUGUACCACCCUUAGUCCUCGUUUGUUUACUAUUGAUCCCACUAUCGUUGAACACAAAGUCUUCUUUCAUGAAGUAAUGGCUCUCUGUGAAGCAGAAGAUGCACAGUUACAGAAAUUAGCAUGUUACAAAAAUGUCAACAACCUUGCACCACUUCGCCGUGCUGCUCUGCGAGCUCUAGCUGCUUGUCAUUACCUAGAAGAUAAAAGGGAGAAAAUUUUUCAAGCAUUAUUCAAAGCCCUUGAUUGGCCUCAGCCUGAGCUCCAAGAUGCAGCAUUUCAGUGUAUGCAAAGUUUUGUGGAAGGAUUUAAAGUUGAUAUGGAAAUGGUUCAUGGGGUGAUGCGUCCACUUUUGAUGUCUCUUAAAGACCACAGGCAAUUGACACUCCGUGGACUCCGCAAGCUUUUGUACCUCGUGAAACUUUUUCCUUCAAGCUUCAAAGAAACAUUGGCUGAGAAGUUGAUACAUCACUUACAGACACUCUUUGAGGCCCUUGGAACUGCUUACAGAAAUGGAGACAUUAAAGGUCUCUCCAAGGAUGGUGAAACGGAGCAGAAAGUUAUAACUAUUAUGGGAAUCAUUGAAUGUAUCCCAACCAGUGAGGGGCCACAAACAAGACUUGUUUCAAACAUAGUGAAACUUGUUCUACAACUUGAAAAACAAGUGAAUAUGGAACCAGCUUCUCCUCUCCGUGAACCCCUUAUGAAAGUUCUUCUCAGAUUUGCAAAAGUUGCUACCGACGUUUUCUUGAGUGAUGAGUUUAUGAAGGACCGUCAAAAAAGUCGAUACCUAGAAUAUUUGAUCAAACAUCCAGAAGGGAAACUCUUUCGCACACACCUUCAAAACAAUUCCAGAAGACUGCAGGAGCUUUGUUUUGGCCGCCAGCAAUCUCAGGUUGCAGCUGCUGUUCAAGCAGCUCAGCCUGGUCAAGCUACUCUAGAUAAAUCAGAACUACGAUAUCAGAGUGUUCGAAUAACAGCUCUUCUAAUGAAGCAAGACGACCAGUGGCUGGCAACCCAACAAGGACUUGUUGAAACUUAUCAAAAAAUUUGGUGCUCUGAUGAUUACUUGGACACACACAAAUCGAUUGAUGGAUUGGAUGCUCUCCACUGGAAGGAACCAAAGCUCCUUUGCAAGAUACUACUGCAUUAUUUCCGUCACCAUCCCAAUGAAAUCAGCCUAUUGUUCCAACUGUUAAGGGCUACAACGGCUCGCUAUCUCCCGGAUUUUCAGUUCCUCCGCGAUUUCCUGGAGAAUACUGUAGCUCAGAGCUAUACAGUGGAAUGGAAAAGAUCUGCAUUUUUUAAGUUUGUGGAAAUAUUUCCACAACCAAACCUUUCACCUGAACUGAAGAGUAAAAUACUUCAACUGAUUCUUAUCCCUUGCUUUGCUGUGAGCUUUGAUAGAGGUGAAGGGGAUAAAUUAGUUGGAAGUACACCAACCCCUGAGCAGGAUCAUCCUGAGAAUAUAGUCUCUGUUUUCAUAACAAAGGUUAUUGACCCAGAAAAUUCUGCAUGUUCAUCAGACUGUGUCAGAAUUCUCUUGCUUCAGCUGUCCUGCUUGCUUGUUGAGCAAGCAUCUGCCCACAUUCAUGAUGCUGGAAACAAGAAGCAGGGAGCAAGACUUCGUCGCCUAAUGACGUUUGCCUGGCCAUGUCUUCUAGGCAAGAGCUGUGUGGACCCAGCGACCCGAUAUCAUGGUCAUCUUCUUCUGUCGCAUAUUAUUGCUCGUUUUGCUAUCCACAAGCGAAUAGUGCUUCAAGUAUUCCACAGCUUACUAAAAGCACAUGCUGUUGAAGCAAGAUCAGUUGUCCGCCAGGCUCUUGAAAUUCUCACACCUGCAAUGCCUGUUCGUAUGGAGGAUGGUAAUACGAUGCUCACGCACUGGACCAAGAAAAUUAUUGUUGAAGAAGGACAUUCAUUACAACAACUUUUCCAUAUUCUUCAGUUGGUGGUCCGCCAUUACAAAGUCUAUUAUCCUGUACGUCAUGCUUUAGUUCAAAACAUGGGUGACUCCAUUCAACGAUUGGGUUUAAGCCCUACUGCUACAUUUGAACAGCGCAAACUAGCAGUUGAUCUAGCUGAAGUUAUUAUUAAGUGGGAGUUGCAGAGGAUAAAGGAAGAGGCUGAAACUCAAGAGCAAAACUUGCUGACUGGAGUAGUGAAGCGACCAUCCACAGAAGACCCUAAUGAGCCGAAUCGCAAACGUUUAGCUAUAGGAAACGGCGCCAGUCCAUCGACUGCUGUACCAACUGGUGCUGAGAGCACCUCUCAAAGUAGUGCAGAGCCUGGUAGUACCAAACCUAUCGAUAGGCAACACGCUGAUGCUGUCAUCAAUUUUCUUCUUCGUCUUGCCUGUCAAGUGUGCUCCCCUGCCGAGUCAAAUGCUGCUGCAGCAGCCGCUGCCGCUGCCGCCGCCGCCGCAGCUGCGCAAGCGCAAGCUCCAGCGGCUGCAGCUGCAGCUGCUGCAGCCGCUGCGGCGGCCGCAGCUGCUGCUACUAGUGCGGCUGUUGGAGGCACCCCAGGAGAGCAGUUGUCUAGGAGGUGUGUUAAUCUGAUCAAAACUGCAUUGAAGCCGGAUAUGUGGCCUCAUGAGUGUGACUUGAAACUGGCUUGGUUUGAUAAAGUGUUGUGUACCUUAGAAAGUGCUAAUCCACAUUUUGGGAACAUAUGCACUGCUUUAGAACUUCUGACAUUCUUGGUGUCUGUCAUGAACAAACAACAAAUUCUUAAUGCAUUUAGACCCCUACAAAAGGGGCUCUUACAUUGCAUUAAUUCUACCAAUACCAGUGUGAUACGUCUGGUACAUGGUUUGCUUGUAAGACUAAUGAGUGUUUUCCCCACUGAACCAUCCAAGCAUGAGGAACUAGAUUAUCUCUACCAGAAUAUAGAGAGAGUUAUUUUUGAAGGUCUUGCCAUUUAUGAGAAGAAUGGUGAAGCUAGUCCCCUGUUUGGAACCUUAAUGAUACUUAAAGCAGCUUGCACCAACAACCCUGGUUAUAUUGACCGUCUUCUAGUCCCAUUUUUCAAAGUUCUUCAAAAAGUCCAGAGAGAACAUCUUCAUAAUCAACAGCAAACUAAUGCAAUGCUAAAUGAAUUAUUAAUUCUUUGCCUGGACCUGAUAAAAAAUCGUGUUCACAAAAUGAUGGAAAUGCGUAAGGUGUUUGUGAACACACUGCUUGUUGGCCUGAUUGACCGUACCAAUGACCCUAAGGUUAUGAAAGCAAUAUGUAAAAUGGUUGAAGAUUGGAUGAGGUGUGGUGGCAAGUCAACCCUUGAGGCUCCAAGUCCGAAAGAAACAUCUCUACUGCUCGUAAGAAUGAUGGCUCACGUUGAAAAACGAUUCCCAGAAGACAGAGAACUAAAUGCUCAGUUCUUAGAACUUGUUAUCCAAGUCUACAGGGAUGAAAACCUAAGACAUACCGAUCUUACAACUAAAUUGGAACCAGCUUUUCUAGCUGGAUUACGUUUCCCUGUACCAAGUGUUCGUGCAAAAUUUUUUGAAGUCUUUGACCAGUCAAUGCCAAAGUUUUUACAUGAGCGUCUACUCUAUAUUGUGUGCAGUCAAAAUUGGGAGCACAUGGGUCCUCAUUACUGGAUCAAACAAUGUAUUGAAUUGCUCACUACAACCGCUACAGCUAAUGUCAGAAUUCAACUAGCUAACAAAAACCACCUUUUACCAAGUCUUGCUGGAGCAGCAGCUUUAGUCUCAGCAAAUGCUUCUGGUAGCAUUAAUAUUGAUGGAGUUCCUCCUGUAGCAAUAAAGCAAGAACAGCCAGAUGUACCUGAAGUUGGAGUUGACCCCGCUGUGAGAGAUGAGGAGCUUGAUAUGGACAUGCCUAACAAUGAAAGAGAGAGAAGGGAUGAGGCCUGGUCAAGACAUGCAGCACUUGAAGUCUUAUUGCCUCAACAGAUGAAAUUCUUUGAGAAAGCUCGUGAGAUGACAACUGGCCAAUUUCUUUAUGCUGCUGCUCAGUUGUGUCACAUGGAUACUGCCCUAGCAGAAAGCAUGUGGUUAGAUGUCUUUCCAAGAUUAUGGUCCAUUUUAACAGACCAUCAGCGAGAGGCUCUAAGGACAGAAAUUGUACCAUUCUUGGCCAGUGGAGCGCAUGUUAUUCAGAAAGACUGUCAACCAUCGGCUCUGAAUACCUUCACCGAAGCCCUCGCAAGAUGUAAUCCUCCAUUGCAGAUCAAGCCAUCAGUCAUGUUGUACCUUGGCAAGUCUCAUAACCUAUGGCACCGUAUGGCUCUGUCAUUAGAGCAGAUGGCCAUAGAAGCAGGAGCUAGUUCACAGAACAAAGUAAAACGAGAUGCUGCUGAUUGUUAUGACUUUGAACCUGAGAACUCAGGUCAUAGGGAAAUAGUUGAUUCCUUGGCUAGUAUGUAUUCAUGUCUAUGCGAAGAAGAUAUGUGGGCAGGUUUGUGGCAAAAACAAGCCAAAUUUAGGGAAACUGCAACUGCCAUUGCCUAUGAGCAGCAAGGAUUCUUUGAACAAGCACUUGGUGCUUAUGAACUGGGUAUGAAUAAAAUUCGUUUGGAAUAUUGUUCUGCACCAAUCCCACCAAAUAUGAAUUCUGAAGUAAUGCUGUGGGACAAGCAUUGGACUAGAUGUGCCAAGGAACUUAAUCAGUGGGAAAUGUUACUGGAAGUAGGAACUUCCAAGAUCAAUCCUAAUCCAAUGCUUGUUUUGGAGAGUGCAUGGAGGGUGCCCAAAAUGACACUAAUGAAAGAAGCUCUCACACAAGUUGAACACAGUUGUCCAAAAGAGUACGCAUGGAAGGUUCACCUGUAUCGUGGUUUCAUUGCAAUCUUACAUCCAGAAGAAAAACGCUUGACUCAAGUGGAUCGUUGUGUAGAAGCAGCUACCACCUGUUGUAUGCGUGAAUGGCGCCGUUUGCCACGCAUUGUCUCUCAUAUUCAUCUCCCCCUUCUUCAAGCUGCUCAGCAAAUAAUGGAACUACAAGAAGCUGGUUCUAUUCAUCAAGGACUGAAUGCUGCUCGUGCUAAUUCAGUUCAUGAUAUGAAGGCCAUUGUGAAGACAUGGCGCAAUCGCUUGCCAGUUAUACAAGAUGACCUAAGUCACUGGUCAGAUAUACUUGUGUGGCGGCAACACCAUUAUUCUAUUAUAGCAAAUCAUUACGAUGCUCAGAAUGAGCAGACAACCAGCCACUCUAUGCUUGGAGUUCAUGCCUCGGCACAGGCAAUCAUUCAUUUUGGGAAAAUUGGACGGAAACACAAUCUGACAGGUGUUUGUUUGGAUUCACUGUCUAGAAUAUACACAAUUCCAAGUGUACCAAUUGUGGAUUGUUUCCAAAAGAUAAGACAACAGGUUAAAUGCUAUCUUCAGAUGGCAUCAGUGUCUGGGAAAACAGAACUUCAGGAAGGACUGGAAGUUAUUGAAUCUACUAAUCUGAAGUACUUUACCAAAGAAAUGACAGCCGAAUUCUACGCUUUGAAGGGCAUGCUCUUGGCACAAAUUGGACGAUCAGAGGAUGCAAACAAAGCAUUCUCAGCAGCAGUCCAGAUGCAUGAUACACUAGUGAAAGCUUGGGCUCUUUGGGGCGAUUAUUUAGAAGCUAUCUUCACACGUGAUCCCAAACACAUACACAUGGGUAUUUCAGCCAUAACUUGUUUCCUUCAUGCUUGCCGCCACCAAAAUGAAUCAAAGUCAAGAAAGUACCUAGCAAAGGUGUUAUGGCUUCUUACCUAUGAUGAUGAGCAGUAUACCUUGACUUCAGCUGUAGAUAAGUACUCUGUUGGUGUUCCACCUGUGCAAUGGUUACCGUGGAUUCCCCAACUUUUGACAUGUCUUGCUCGCAAUGAAGGAAAGCAAAUACUGAAUCUCCUUUGCCAGGUUGGACGAAUGUUUCCUCAAGCAAUUUACUUCCCCAUUAGAACUCUCUACCUGUCUCUUAAAAUAGAGCAACGUGAGCGUUACAAGGCUCAGGCGCAAGCCCAACAGGCAGACAAUUCAGCUGCUAGUGCCUCUGGAGCUACAGCAGCUGGAGCCGCUGCUUCAGCUACCUCUGCCGGUCAGACGGCUCAGGGCCCACCUGAGGCUGGGCCAAUUAGAGCUACACCAUCCAUGUGGAGAUGCUCUCGAAUAAUGCACAUGCAAAGGGAUAUACACCCUACAAUUUUAUCGUCCCUAGAGGGUGUUGUUGAUCAAAUGGUUUGGUUCAGAGAAAAUUGGUAUGAGGAAGUUCUUCGUCAACUCAAACAGGGGCUAGCCAAGUGCUAUACUAUUGCCUUUGAUGAACGAGCAAGAGUGAGCAACGCUGAUAUUACACCACACACAGCUAACUUUAUCCGAAAAAUUGUUUCAACUUUUGGAAUUGGAGUAGAGAAUAUCAACAGUUCAGUCUCUGCAGCAUUUAGUUCAGCAGCAUCAGAAAGCCUUGCCCGAAGGGCACAGCUUACUAUACAAGAUCCAGUUUUCCAACACAUGAAAAAGCAGUUCUCUGCUGACUUGGAUUUCUCUGUACCAGGGUCAAUGAAGUUACAUAACCUCAUUGCAAAACUGAAAAAGUGGAUCAAGCUGCUUGAGGCUAAAGUUAAAACCUUGCCUAAGUCGUUCCUCAUUGAAGAAAAAUGUAGAUUUUUGAGCAAUUUUAGUCUUCAGACUGCUGAAAUUGAGCUUCCUGGAGAAUUUCUGCUUCUCAAGCAUCCACACUACUAUGUUAGAAUCUCAAGAUUCAUGCCAAGAGUUGAAAUAGUUCAAAAACACAAUUCUGCUGCAAGACGCAUGUAUAUCCGAGGACACAAUGGCAAAAUCUAUCCGUACCUUGUUGUAAAUGACUCUGGACUUGGUGAUGCUCGAAGAGAAGAUAGAGUCCUUCAAGCCUUGCGAAUGCUUAAUCACUAUCUUGGAAAACAGAAGGAAACUGCCAGAAGAUUCCUUCAUUUUACUGUACCACGUGUUGUUGCUGUUUCUCCUCAAAUGAGGCUCGUUGAAGAUAAUCCCUCAUCUAUAUCACUCCUUGAUAUUUUGAAACAAGGUUGUCAAAGUCUUGGCAUUGAGCAUGAAACACCAAUUGCUCGAUAUUAUGAAAGGCUUGUUAGCAUACAGGCUCGUCAGGCACAAGUGAGUCAUGGAGUUUUACGUGAAGUCCUUAAGGAUGCUCAACUUGCUGUACCUCGUACACUUGUGAGGGACUGGGCAAGGAGAACAUUCCCUACUGCAACUGACUACUGGACAUUCCGAAAAAUGGUUGCCUUACAAUUAGCACUGAACUGUUUGGCAGAGUAUGUGUUGCAUUUAACUAGACUAAAUCCAGACAUGCUUUAUGUUCAUCAAGAUUCUGGUUUUAUUAAUGUAUCCUAUUUUAAAUUUGACCUCAAUGAUCAAGGUGAACUUGAUUCCAAUCGACCUGUACCUUUCCGCCUUACACCAAACUUGAUGGAGCUCUUGGGGCCAGUUUGUGUAGCAGGACCCUUAACAUCUAGUAUGAUAGCAGCAGCUCGUUGCCUAGCUCAACCAAGCUUUAAAGUACAAACUAUUUUACGCGCUGUUUUAAGAGACGAAAUGUUUGCUGGGCAUAAGAAGAAGGAGGAUCCUGGAGUUGGUGAUAUAGCCAAUGCUGCUGCAGCUCUUGCUCAAACACCUGCUGAUGUUGGUGGCGAGAUUGUCAUUUUGCUUGUGACUAGAGCUGUUGCAGCCAUCAGUCAGAGACUCAAUAACUUAGCAAACUUUGAUGGUGUAGAAAGCAAAGUGAGCACUCUCGUAGCAGCAGCUAAUAGUCAUGACAACUUAUGCAGAAUGGAUCCUGCAUGGCACCCUUGGCUUUAGAGAAAUCGACCAUUAACUGAAUACUGGUCGCCUUGUGAUAUGAAUUAUUUUGUAAUGAAGAGUGAGAAGACAUAGUCAUUGUGGAUCUGUACAUAUUUGUAAUUAUGUAGAUAUAUUUUUUCUUAAACAGUAUGUUGUCAAAGGCAGUAUUAAUGUAGGAAUUAUUAUUUUUGUAGACAGAAUUGGCAUGCUUUUCAUUAAUUGACCAAUAUUUUAUGAACUCUUUACAAAUGACUGAAAAUGAAUUGCCUAAAUAAUAAGGUAUUUUCCAGACGUAAUUUUAAAUAAUAAUUCUGUAUGUGUAUGUAUGUUUUAGAAGUUGUGUUAUUACAAUCAGUACCUUAAUUAUUGGAACAUGUGUAAAUAAGUUUAAUCAAUCAUCUAUGUAAAUCCUGAGAUAACUUAAAAAAACAAACUGCAAUUCAA
Messenger RNA from Frankliniella occidentalis (western flower thrips), 12580 nucleotides. It is a transcript of the gene Nipped-A, whose product is annotated as transformation/transcription domain-associated protein. The transcript is spliced from 43 exons. Gene Ontology annotation, molecular function: transcription coregulator activity; protein binding. Lineage: Eukaryota; Metazoa; Arthropoda; Insecta; Thysanoptera; Thripidae. The record is from RefSeq and is a predicted model, not a curated record. Gene Ontology annotation, biological process: regulation of DNA-templated transcription; DNA repair. Gene Ontology annotation, cellular component: NuA4 histone acetyltransferase complex; nucleus; SAGA complex. The coding region runs from base 329 to 12154 and encodes 3941 amino acids.